CGACGCUAAAAGCGUCGUAUUGGGAUCCAUGCAUAUUCCAAGUCAUAAUAACAAAAUUAAUGCCUUGCCCAAUACCAGGCCAAAGCGAUCAAAAUCCGUGGUGGCGAUUAGACUUGCAGGCCGAAUACAACGUGGGACGAAUCAGAGCCACAAACAGAAAUGGUGCAGGUGGAGUUUACUUUGAAGGUACAGAAGCUCAAACAGGCCUAACCAGUGACGUCUCCUUGCACCAACCUUGCGGCUCGACGGUAGACAGCAACGAUUCCUAUCCAGGGGCGGUGCACGUGUUCUUGUGUGAUCCACCUCGGAAGGCAAGAUACGUCUCACUGGUCAAGGACGUUUCUACCUAUGGAUAUUUUGUGAAUGUUGCUGAGGUGACGGUUGACAUGUUUGAACCUAGGCAACCUGUGAUAAAAGAAUGCAGACCUGCGUGGAAACCAGCCACCUUCAGACUGCUACACCAAGAUGGCUUGAUCUCCAACCCGAGCCAGCUCCUAGCCACCGUGGCUGCAGGAACUCCGCAGUUCUGCGCGCUCCGAUGCCUCAACAAGGCCGGCUGCUUGUCCUUCGACAUAGCGCCUGGAAAACAGUGCCGGCUUUACAACAUUCAUUCUGCGGAUAUCAAUGCUGUACAGAACAGCGACUCCGCAGUCUAUGCUUGUCUGUUUUGCGGGUGA
Molecule: messenger RNA, 677 nt
Organism: Acanthaster planci (crown-of-thorns starfish)
Lineage: Eukaryota; Metazoa; Echinodermata; Asteroidea; Valvatida; Acanthasteridae
Product: fucolectin-like
Source: RefSeq, a predicted model, not a curated record